CAGCGAAAGUGAUUUGGAAACAGACGGGCUAGAAAUAGCUCUGGACACUUUGUGUGAAAGACACUGCAGCGACGAGUCGUCUCUGAAGAGCAAAGGCUAUUGCUCUGAGUUUUGUGAGUUGGUUGAGGAGUACACGGGACAAUGGCAAGUUCCUCUCCCUCAGCUGAAGGUGCUGCGGACUGCACUCUGCAGUUUCACCAAAGCCACUGCUGCCUUCCGCGAUGACUGUCAGCACAUCCACUAUGUCCUCAGCAGUAUGGCCUUGAGCUUCUUUGAACUGAUGCUGUUUUUCAGCAAAGAAGAGUUUGUGGAAGAGCCUUUAAAAGACAUUCUUGAUUCCUUUCAGGAGUGCCAUUCUCGGCUCCUGAGGCACAGGAACAUCUACCUACAGCGUGUGAAGCUGAUCAUCAAAGCAGGAGGGCCAUGGGAGAAUCCAGUGCUACAGGGAAUCCUGAAGGAGGCGGACAUGCCCCCAAAAGAGGUUGAAGAGUACUUGAGCUCAGAGUUGCCAGUAUUCUUUGAGCUGCGGAUUCGCUAUCUGCAGGCCUGUGAACGAAUGCAAGAGGCCAUGGCCCUGGCAAAAAGCUGCCUGGAAAAUCGUGAGGCUGGAAAGCAUCUGUACUUCCAUCAGGCCUACCUGACCUGCCUCUACAAGGCCUCGCUGCAUGAACACCUUUACAAGGAGAUGGCAGAGAUAGACGGCCGUGAUGCAGUGGAGAUAAUCUGCAACACAGAGAGCGUAGAAAAAGAUGAGCUUCUGCUGUCGCUGUGUAAAGCUUUCCUAACCCAGCAGCUACACAAUGGAGACAUGUACUACAUCUGGGACCUGGUGUUCAUCUGGAGCAGGUUGCAUCUGAGAGCCCAUCCCUCCAGACAUGGCUUCCUGGCCGAGUGCUUGCAGUUGGCGUCUUCUGCUACUAACGUCAGAGCCAUCUUCCCUUUCAUCAAACUGGUCACCACAGAGUUGGGAGUUGAAGGAGUCCAGGUCUGUGUGGAGCUUUGUGCCAGGGCCUUGCAACUGGGUGACAUGCAGGCCGACAGUGUAGCCCGUUCCCUUGUCUGCAAGACCAUUGCCUUCCUGCUACCUCAUGACCUGGAGAUCUGUCGAGCGUGUGCCCUGCUGGUCUUCUGCCAGGAACGCAGCCUAGAAGCCUACAGAACUGUCUGCCUGCUUUACAUGCAUCCAGACCAGGAGCCACAUCCCCACAAUAGCCCCAUCCGGACCAACGUUCGCUUCCAUAUUCUACAGAUGCUCAAGGAGCGCCUGUGUUUUGACCCCGAGUUUUGGAACCUCCUGACCCUCAGGACCCAUUGCUUGGAGUUGAUGAGUGACAAAGUCAUGAAGGCUGCUGUUCUCAGUGAGAUGGAGGAGGAAGAGGAAGCGCUCCUAAUAAAUAAGUGUGUAAAUGACUCGUGCACUCAAGGUUUCAAUUCCAGCCAUUGCACUGAAGCGGCGUUUGCGAAUCUUCCAGAGGAGCGGGCUGUGGAAGGAACAGAAAAGUGUGUAGCCCCAUCAAAUAAUGCUCUCCUGAAGAGGAGAAAAUGGAGGAAAAGCCUGCGAAGGAAAAUCAGAUCUAUGUGUGACGAUGAGGUUGACCUCAGUGAUGAUCCAGAGUUCAAAUACAAUCUUAAAUCCACCUCUAUAGGCAACAAGCCUGUGUAUUCACUAAGACGUAAUCACACUAACAUGGAAAAUUCUGCUUCCGGAAAAGUCCCUCUAAACCGCAAUAGAGAAUACUUGUCGAGAUGUGUGAAGAGCCAAAUUUUGAAAAGGAAGGGUAAGAAGAAAAGAUGGUUGCAGGGUCUUCCGAUGCUGGAGCAGGUGCAGACAGUUAAAGAGAAGAAGGUCAAAGUUAAAGGGAAAAAACGAGGACGGAAGUCUUCACAGAAACUGGAACUCUCCUAUCCUGAUAAUGAAAUUUCCUUUACAGAGGACGAGUCUGGUUUUGAGGAGCUAAGUGACACAGAAGAAAAAGAGCUUGAAAUGCCUCACCUGGAGAAUGAACUUGAACUAAAAAGGGAACAUGAAGAGAAUCAACAUGAGCAGAUGGAUGAUCUUGAGAAGGAAAAUGGACUCGAGAAACAUCCUGACUUGGUCUACGGUGGCGGUCUCAAUGAACAAACCCGAGAGGAAUCUAAAACACAGUCUUUUGAGGGUCUUCCUGGUAAGCCUCAAACUGCUGUUGAUGCUGAUCCUGAGCUUGAAGGGCCACCGUUGGAGUUAUUGGAUUGUCCAACAUUGUUACACAGCUACUCCAAAAGACCUGAUGGUGAGAAACCGCAACCUCCAGAACCAUCUGCACCAGAGGAGGUUAAUGGGGACACAGAAGAGGAGCCCCAACCCAUGGAGGAAACCAAAGUGGAAACAAAAGUGUCAAACACUGAGAUGAAAGUCAAGAGAACAUGGAAGGACAGAGUACUUCGAACUCAAAAAUAUGCCCACUUGACACAUCACUGCAACUUCUGUCACAAAGACUAUAAGGGAUUGAAUGUCAUGAGGCAUGCUCUGUCACACCUAAAGAGUAGAAAACUAAGAUGUAUACUCUGUGGAAAACGCUUUAAACAGCUCCCGUUUGCCAAAAAGCAUGUGAUGGACCACAUUGAUGAAAUGUGCAAGGAGCCAUGCACUGAGGACACUGCAGCUGCUAAUGGAAUAGUAGAUAAUGAUGAGAAGCCGAAACCUGCAGGCAAAAUGAAAGUGUCAAGCCUCAAGAGGGAAGAACGAAUCAUUAGGAACCUUCGCACCCUCAUCAAAAAGACAUCCGUGCUUCACAAGAAGUGCAAGAACCCUAACUCAAAUAUAUUCAAGCAGGUCGACUUCAAAGAUGAGCAGGUAGUCAUUACAGAUGGCCUGGUGAUUGUAAGAGAUCCGUCUGUGGUAGAGAAGGAGGAAGAAGGAGAGGUGGAGGAGAAGCCUGCAGGAGAAAACGGCUACGGAGUGGACAUUGCUUAUCACUUGUGCCCCUCGGAUUCCUGUGAUAGAGUAUUCUUGAGGGUCAGCACCACACUAACAAAGCAUGCCAUUAAAUGCCACAUUAGUGACGAGAAGGUGCUGGAGAAGACUUUUGUGUGGGCUAAAAACAAGUGCACCCUUUGCUUCAGGCAGAUACAGUUUCUCCAGCAUUAUAAGGACCACAUGAAGCUCCACGAUACUGCUCUCCAGCACUUCUGCUACCACGUGGAGUGUAACCAGCGCUUCUCGACACCACAGGAAUUAAAGGACCACGUCAAUACCCACAAGCCCUUCAGACCUCAGUGUCCAUUCACAGACUGCGAUAAGCUAUUCUCAAGCCUUCAAGGUCUCUUCGACCACGAAUGGAGACACUACAUCCCAGCACCUCAAAAGGAGGAGCUCGAGUUGGGACUCAACAGACAGAAGAAGCAGAGUGCUGAAGCCCCGUGGAAGCAGAGAGUGAAGGUUGAGGAGAUAUGGCUGCAGAGUAAAAAGGUGCAGAGUGACAGUCCCACCCUUGAUCACGUUGAGGCCUCCAAUCUUGAGGAUUUCAGAGAAACUAAAACUGAAGAUGAACCUUGUGAAAUAAGCACCCCAGACAUUAAUCAAGACCUGCCAAAACCCGAUGUCUGUUCAGAGAACACGUUAAGUCAUGAGCCCACGGAAGACAGCAAAGCCACUAUCAAUGGGCAUGAAGGUGAGAGAAGAAACCAAGUGUCCGAGAAAAACACUUCCACCUCCCAAACUGAUGCCACUGCAGCAAAACCAAGCAAGAGCUGUCGAAAAAGAAAGCCCGUCGAGUGGGACCCCUUGAAUGUGCGAGACCUUGAGGAUUUGUCCACUUUGUCUGAGGGGGUCCAGCAGAAGCUUGGAGAGCCACACAUCACUGAGCACAAAAGCUUCAAACCCGAAGAUCCAGUCUAUGCCACAUUUGUCAAAGCCCCCUUCAUCCGCCCGCCACCCUCCACCUACCUGGAUGAAUCUCGCCUUUCGAUGCACAAGAGGAGGUCCACUGAUGAGAAUCCUCCGAAGAAAAACACUUACUGGAGCUACAAGAAAAAGAAUGAGCUUGCGGCAGAGAAGCAGCAGCAGGAGGAUAAGCAGGCGUCUGCGCAGAAGAUUAGGCAUCGCUGUGACAAAUGUCUUUCCUCCUUCAGCAGCUUAGAAGAGUUUGAGAAACACCGAGCUGUUAACACCUGUUCUGCACUCUUUGGCUUCGAUUCCGAUGAUGAAAGUUAGUGAAGAGCUGCUGUGUUGACUGUACUCUGCCACCUGGCUCAGGGCAAGCAUUCAAGAUAAGGAACACUGGAAUCCUUCCCAAAUACUCAGAUACAGUAUUUAUUUAAUUCCUGAAGACCAGUUUGUAAACACUUAGGAAAUGUGUGCCAUAAUGGUUAAUUGGAGGUUGUUUUUUUAUUGAUAGAGCCUUUAUGAAGCAAUAAUUGCGAUGCCUAAAACUAGUUUUUUAUUUUUCUUCAAAACAUCCACAUGCUUUGUCAAGUUGGUAGAACAAAAAGAAUCUGUGAUAAAUAUGUAUUCUAUUUAUUUUCUCAGCAAAUCUUAAAAGUCAUGCUGAAAAAAUGCCCGGGAACUGACAAACCAAAUAUUGCCCAAGACAACCUCCCUAGAAUAAACAUACAAAAUAGCUGACCAUGUUGAAAUACUCAGUUUCAUAGCACCUUAGAAUUACUUUUAAGCACAGUAUUUUUAUGUCAGACCACAGAAUGCCAGCAUUUUAAUGACAACCCUUUGCCGGACUUGCUGUAUUGUAGUAAACUUACACACACUGUGUAUGUAACUGAAAGAUGCAUUUCAGUUUCACCUGUUGACGCCAUUAAGUACACAUGGGUCAUAUACUGAACAGUAUACCUUUAAGUCAGGUAAAGGGAGCCCAAAUUAACUUAAUUUUUUAUCACUUCAAAAUUUUAAUUUAAUUUGGAUUUAAUCUGGCUUUUUUAUUUUUCAUUAAGCCUUGUUAGAUCAAGUGGAUUUAAGCAUUUUUACAUUUAUUGUAAACCUUGUAAGGCAAAGUUCGCCAGUUAACUUAUUUCAUAGACAUCAAUAAUUUAUUUUACGAUCUAAUAAACUACAUUAAAAAAGGGGUUGGCAUUAAGAUUCUCGCUUUGAAUAGUUUUUUUCUCCUCAUGCUUUGCUGGCAACAUUUGCCCAAAGAGGGUUUCCCAUCAUAUGUCUGAUGUGUUCAAAUGAUGCCAUUAAUGGCUUCAGCUUCUAAAUUUAAAUUCCAAUUCCAUUUUUUCCAUAAAGGUAUGGAUUUACAUACCGUAUAUAAUAAGCAGUGUUUGCAACUGUAUGGCUUAUUAUUUUUAAAAAUCAUUUUAAUGGAUGGAAAAAUUAGGUCAGUGCUGUUAAGCAUGUUUGUUUUAAUUACUCUAGUCUUCCAAAUGAAUCACAGCCCUUUCUGAGCUUUGGUCUCUGGAGCGGAUGUCUAAAACCUCUCAUAGAAAUGACAGUUAAUAGCGGAUAUGUGGUGGUUGUGUUUUCUUUCAAAUCUCUCUUUGAACAAAUCUUCCAAAACCUUGUCACAUACAACACGUUUUCAAACCUUAAGAGGAGGCAUUUUCAGCAUAAUUUGCGUGGGCAGCUGUAUUUGUCUUUAAGCACGAGUGGUUUUGCCUUUGUUAACUAGUCUUCUGUUCAUAAUAUGACAACAGGCAUCACUGACUCAUUAAAGCUGUGACCAAUAUAUCUCAAUCCAUGUAAAUCUGCCUUCAAACUGUCACACUAUUAUUCUGUACAGUAUACAAAUUAUUCACAAUUUUAUUAGUGCCAAGACUGAAUCACAGUGUUAAUUUAGAUACACAUUAAAAGGGAACUUUGCAGAUUUUCAGCAUGCUCUCUGUCAUCACAGUGUGUGCAGAUAAGCUGUGUCUUUGGCAAAGUUUCCUUGAAAAUUAGUAAUACAGUACCAGUAUGCUUUGAAUCAUUUUCACUCAAUUUAUCUCCAUGAUCACAUCUUUCAUUAUGUCAAAUACGUCACAUUGGUUUGUUAUGUAUAUACUUUUGAGAUGGUUGCUCUGAUUAAUAACUUUUAAUGUAAUAUUUUUUAUGGAACUGUGCACUUAAACCUGCUUAUUUAUAUGUAAAAAUGUGAAUAGAUUGGAUUUGUACAGGUAUUGACGAUUCCCCAUCUAUUUUUCUUAAAGAAAGUGAUUACAUUUGUUUGAAUAAACAAAUGAAACUAAAA
Plectropomus leopardus (leopard coralgrouper) is the source of this 6158-nucleotide messenger RNA. Its product is annotated as zinc finger protein 654-like. Gene Ontology annotation, molecular function: DNA-binding transcription factor activity, RNA polymerase II-specific; DNA binding. Gene Ontology annotation, biological process: regulation of transcription by RNA polymerase II. Gene Ontology annotation, cellular component: nucleus. NCBI's taxonomy places the organism in Eukaryota, Metazoa, Chordata, Actinopteri, Perciformes, Serranidae. The record is from RefSeq and is a predicted model, not a curated record.